AUGACAGAGGAGAACCUAAUGCUGCCACCACCAACAUCACUGCUGCUAUUGCUGCCCCCACUGUGGGCAGACUACAGGCUGCAGCUGCAGGAACUGAUGAUGGUGCAGGAGGGCCUGUGUGUGCACGUGCCCUGCAGAGUCUCCUACUCCAAGCAUGGCUGGAACAACACCACACCAGCAUUUGGCUACUGGUACCAGAGUCAGGAUCAUUACAAUAAGCCUUAUCUGGUGGCCACAAACAAUCCAAAGCAAAAUGUGCUGAAGGAGACCCAGGGCCGAUUCUUCCUUGUUGGGAACCCUGAGAACUGCGACUGCUCCCUGGACAUCAGAGAUGCAAAGAGAGAAGACACAGGAACAUACUACUUCAGGGUGGAGAGAGAUCACGUGAAAUACAGUUACAUGUGUUACAAGCUCUCUGUGCAUGUGACAGCUCUGACACACACGCCUGACAUCCACAUCCAGGGGACCCUGGAAACUGAUCAUCGCAGUACCAUCACCUGCUCUGUUCCCUGGGCCUGUAAGAGGGGGACACCCCCCACUUUCUCUUGGAUUGGGGAUGCCCUCACUUCUCUGGUGUCCAAUAACCAGCUCUCCUCGGUGCUCACUGUCACCCCACGGCCCCAGGACAACGGCUCCAAUCUCACCUGUCAAGUGACCUUCACAGCUGGUGUUACUGUGGAGAGAACAGUCCAGCUCCAUGUGACCUGUGAGUGCUGA
Molecule: messenger RNA, 717 nt
Organism: Erinaceus europaeus (western European hedgehog)
Lineage: Eukaryota; Metazoa; Chordata; Mammalia; Eulipotyphla; Erinaceidae
Product: sialic acid-binding Ig-like lectin 8
Exons: 4
Coding region: 1-717 (238 amino acids)
Biological process (GO): cell adhesion
Cellular component (GO): plasma membrane
Molecular function (GO): sialic acid binding
Source: RefSeq, a predicted model, not a curated record